Molecule: messenger RNA, 603 nt
Organism: Parastagonospora nodorum SN15
Lineage: Eukaryota; Fungi; Ascomycota; Dothideomycetes; Pleosporales; Phaeosphaeriaceae
Exons: 2
Coding region: 1-603 (200 amino acids)
Source: RefSeq, a predicted model, not a curated record
AUGGCUCAGCAGGCUUUCAACGCCAGCAUGAUCCUCCUACUUGAUGCCAUGGAACGCAUGUCAGUCACAUCUGGCGCGGUAAAGGCGGAAAAGGCGUUUGUGGUUUUCCAAGAGCUCCAGAACAUUCAUUCGCUUGCGAGUUUAGCCGUCGAAAGGAUCAGCUGGGGACUAGCGAAGCUGCACGAGGUAACACAAAUGCCGUCAGGGCAUGCUGGAACACGGGAAGCUCAGGGCUGUGAGAGCGAUGUGGCAAGAGUUUGGAAUGAGGCAAUCAACGCCCCACAUGCAAUGUACGAAGACUCUGUCAUGAAUGCGACAGGUAUGUUCCUGCUCGAAGACCCAGGAUUGCAGGGGUUUGUCCCAGAAGCUUUCGCUCCAAUCGCAUGGAAUUUGGGAGGAGUUGAGCCGCCGGAGCCAUUUCAGCUCAAGCGUGAGGGGCAAGUGUCACCAGGCGGCGGACCGAUGGAUUCCCCAGAAUCCGAUGAAGAUACAGAGGAUGCUCGAUCAGUGGGAGAUGAGACACAACUCUUGUCCUUCGCUGCACUUGCCUGCUUCUGCGCCACUACCAGCGCGCCCUACAUACUCCUCUCCGGCUACGUCUAG